AUGCAAUCCAUAAGGCUGACCCUUCGGGGCACUUCCAGUAUCCGCGCAUUCUCUACCUCCCGGAUGCUGCGGUCAGACUUGUCAUUCCAAGUCUACGGCCCGGAGAAAGAGGAAGCCGUCCGCAGCCCGAUAGUUUUCCUGCAUGGUCUGUUCGGCUCAAAACAGAACAACCGCAGCAUUAGCAAGUUGUAUCUCUCUAAGCGGGAGUUUCUUGCUCCUCGCACGCAUACAAGUGAUUUAACAACCCAUGAUAGAGCCUUGGCACGUGACCUUAAACGUCAGGUUUUUACCUUGGAUCUUCGCAACCAUGGACAUUCAUUUCAUGCGGAAGAGCACAACUACUCAGUGAUGGCGGAAGACGUGACCAAGUUCAUCCGUCAGCAGAAUCUGGACCAGUGUGUCUUGAUAGGCCAUUCUAUGGGCGCCAAAACCGCCAUGACCGUUGCUCUUGAUUCCCCCAGUCUGGUCUCGGCACUCAUUCCGGUCGACAACGCUCCAGUCAAUGCUGUGCUCAAGAGUGACUUUGGCAAGUACAUCCAAGGUAUGCAGCAUGUCGAAGCAGAGAGAGUCACCAAGCAAUCCGACGCGGAUAAGAUUCUUCAGGAUUACGAAGAGUCACUCCCCAUUCGUCAAUUCCUCUUGACCAAUCUUGUCCGCUCCGAAGAGGACAAAACAAUGAAGUUCCGGGUGCCACUCGCGGUGUUAGGCUCCUCUCUCGGAAGCAUGGCCGACUUCCCGUAUCUAGAGCCUGGCUCUGUCAGAUACGACGGACCAACGCUGUUCGUUAGAGGUACAAAGAGUCCAUACGUCAGCGAUGAUGCCAUCCCAUCUAUCAAGAAAUUCUUCCCCAACUCUCAGAUAGCCGAUGUGGAGGCUGGACACUGGUUGAUCUCCGAGAAUCCCGAGGCUUUUAGACAAGCGGUUGUAAAGUUUCUACAAAAGACACCUUAG
Messenger RNA from Aspergillus tanneri, 951 nucleotides. RefSeq names its product putative alpha/beta hydrolase. The transcript has 5 exons. NCBI's taxonomy places the organism in Eukaryota, Fungi, Ascomycota, Eurotiomycetes, Eurotiales, Aspergillaceae. Gene Ontology annotation, cellular component: mitochondrion. The record is from RefSeq and is a predicted model, not a curated record. The coding region runs from base 1 to 951 and encodes 316 amino acids.